AUGGUUAUCAGUGGCUUCUUCAGUGACAACCUACACAUGCCACUAUGCUGCUGUGCUACUGCUGCUACUGCUGCUUUUAUUAAUAUGGUUGUUAUCCAUGGCUUCAUCAGUGACUCCCUACAGAUGGUGAUGUGCUGCUGUGCUACUGCUGCUGCUUUUCCUAACAUGGUUAUCAGUGGCUUCAUCAGUGACUCCCUACACGUGACGCUAUGCUGCUGUGCUACUGCUGCCGCUGCUACUUUUCCUAACAUGGUUGAUAUCAGUGGCUUCAUCAGUGACUCCCUACAUAUGCUGCUGUGCUGCUGUGCUAUUGCUGCUGCUUUUCCUAACAUGGUUAUUAUUAGUGGCUUCAUCAGUGACUCCCUACAUAUGCUGCUGUGCUGCUGUGCUACUGCUGCUGCUUUUCCUAACAUGGUUAUUAUCAGUGGCUUCAUCAGUGACUCCCUACACAUGCUGUUGUGCUGCUGUGCUACUGCUGCUGCUUUUCCUAACAUGGUUGUUAUCAUGUAUGUCAAGAAUCUUGGAGUCCAAAAUGGAUUACCUUUUAAUCCCCAAGGAUACAGGCAUUUACAGGCCAUGAGGUAUGCUGUUGAGGAGAUUAACAACUCUACCUUUCUGCUGCCAAAUGUCACUCUAGGUUAUGAAAUGUUUGAUGACUGCUACGAAGGUUCUGGGAUAGCGGCAACUUUUAAUUUUCUUUCACAGAUGUUGACAUCUCAUGUGAAACUACAAAAAGGCUAUGCAGACUAUAAACCCAAGGUGAUUGCUAUAAUUGGUCCAACAGUCAGUGAUACAGCUGUUAUUACUUCAAGCAUCCUGAGCAGUUUUCUUGUCCCUCAGAUAAGUUAUAGUGCUGCAUCUGAGGUUUUGAGUAAUAAAAGACGAUUUCCGUCAUUUCUGAGAACAUUUCCAAGUGACAAAAAGCAAGCUGAAGCCAUUACCUUACUCCUUAAGACAUUUCAGUGGAACUGGAUCGCAGUUAUCAGCAGUAAUACCGAAUACAGUAGGAGAGGGAAACAACAGCUCAUUGAAAUGGCGACUUUUAAGGAAAUAUGCAUCGCUCAUGACAAAACUAUAAACUUGGUUGGUGUUCACAUGAAAAAUGACAUUGCUGAAACAUCUCGCAUCAUAAUUACAAGAAAUAUCAAUGCAAUAGUUGUUUUUGGAGAAGUGGCAUUUGCUUAUGCACUUUUUAAGGAGAUUAUCGAGCUAAAUAUCACAGGUAAAGUAUGGAUUGCAAGCAGUUGGGCCACAGACAAAAAAAUAUCAGAACUGCCUAACUUACAAAUGAUUGGUACAAUUUUAGGCAUUGCUCCACUGCCAGGUUUUAUGCCUGGAUUUGAACAGUUUGUUUCAAAAUUUGUCUUUGACGCCCGACAAUCUGAAGUUUUAAAUAUAUCACAGCCGACAGGCAGUUCUGCAGGGAGCUGUAACCAGAACUGUGAAGAAUGUUUUUCCAUAACAGCAGAAGAUAUAAUCAAUAUAUCUGAACAAAGAGCAACAUUUCGAACAUAUUCUGCUGUGUAUACCGUGGCUCAUUCCCUGCACGUGUUACUCGAGUGUGAUUUGGGAGUAUGUAAAAACAAGACAGUCUUUCCAUGGCAGCUUCUGGAAAAAGUAAAGCAUAUUCACUUUCAGCUUCAUGGAACUACAGUAUAUUUUGAUGAGCAUGGUGAUUCACCUACUGGUUAUGACAUAGUGAUGUGGAACUGGACAAACAAGAAGGUUUCCUUUGAUACAAUUGGGAUAUACACACCAAACCCUGGAAGGAUAAACUUAGAUGUCAGUGUAAUAAAGUGGCACACAGCACACAACAAAAUCCCCAAGUCAGUUUGUUCAGUGGACUGCUUGCCAGGGCAAAAACGUAAACAAGCUGGAUCGCAUUUCUGCUGCUUUUUCUGCAUAACCUGUCCAGAGGGAACAUACCUAAACCAAAGCAAUCCUUAUGAAUGCCAGCUAUGCCAUAAGGACAUGUGGUCACCUGAAGGAAGUCAUGUUUGUUUUUCCAGAAAAAUUGAAUACCUUGAAUGGAAUAGCAUUGUUUCGGUGUUAUUAAUAAUAUUGUCCGCUAUUGGAUUCAUCUUGACAGGAGUAAUUGCAAUCAUCUUUUUUUGGAGCCGCGAAACUGUAGUAGUUAAAGCUGCUGGUGGAAAAUCUUGUUUUUUAAUGUUAGUAUUUCUAAUGUUCUGUUACUGCAGUGUUUAUUUUUUCAUUGGGAAGCCAAAUGAAGUAACAUGUGUUUUGAGGCAGUUAAUAUUUCAUGUAAGUUUUACAGCUUUUCUCUCCUGUCUUGUACUUCGAUCGUUUUUAAUAGCGUGUAUAUUUAAAAUGGCUGCCAAACUGCCUAAGUCAUAUGAUUACUGGGUAAAACGGCAUGGACAAAGAUUGUUUUUAGCAACUGGCACACUAAUACAAAUUAUAAUAUCAUCAUUCUGGUUAGCUGAUGGUAUAUAUAAGCCUGUAUUUGAUUAUACUUUUAAGGAAGUUAUAAUUUUAAAAUGUGGUAAGAAUCAAUCACUUACAUUAAUAACACAGGAUGCUUUCACUGGUCUUCUUAGCAUUAUGUGUUUCAUUUUUUCCUACAUGGGAAAAGAUUUACCAAAAAACUACAAUGAAGCAAAAUGCAUAACAAUAACUAUUCUUAUAUAUUUCUUUUCACUUGCUUCCUAUUUUCUAUUUAAUGCAGCUCAAAAUGAACGGUAUAGCAAUAUGUUGCUAGUAAUUUGUAUAUUAGCCAGACUAUAUGGAGUGAUUGCAGGCUAUUUUUGUCCAAAGUGUUUUAUUAUUAUUUUUAAGCCUAAGCAGAACACCACUGAAUACUUUCAAAUGUGUAUUCAGAACUAUACUAACAAUACAAGCUCUUAUAACCGUAGAUAA
Molecule: messenger RNA, 2877 nt
Organism: Protopterus annectens (West African lungfish)
Lineage: Eukaryota; Metazoa; Chordata; Ceratodontiformes; Protopteridae
Product: taste receptor type 1 member 1-like
Biological process (GO): G protein-coupled receptor signaling pathway
Cellular component (GO): membrane
Molecular function (GO): G protein-coupled receptor activity
Source: RefSeq, a predicted model, not a curated record